Molecule: messenger RNA, 1455 nt
Organism: Trichomycterus rosablanca
Lineage: Eukaryota; Metazoa; Chordata; Actinopteri; Siluriformes; Trichomycteridae
Gene: htr3a
Product: 5-hydroxytryptamine (serotonin) receptor 3A
Exons: 9
Coding region: 1-1455 (484 amino acids)
Biological process (GO): regulation of membrane potential; chemical synaptic transmission; signal transduction
Cellular component (GO): plasma membrane; postsynaptic membrane; synapse
Molecular function (GO): serotonin-gated monoatomic cation channel activity; acetylcholine-gated monoatomic cation-selective channel activity
Source: RefSeq, a predicted model, not a curated record
AUGUGGAUUUUAGCAGUAUGGGUCGCCCUGACUGUGUGUCUACAUGGAGGUGUAACGGCCUGCUCAGUUAAAAGGGUGGGCAGUAACCCCAGCCGAUUUGCCAACGCAACAUUAGUGCGUCUGUCUGAAUAUUUAAGCGUCGGCUAUAAGAAGGGAGUGAGACCUGUGAAGGACUGGCGAAUCUCUACCAUGGUGUCCAUUGAUUUAAUGGUCUAUUCCAUUCUAAAUGUGGAUGAGAAGAACCAGGUUUUAACUACGUACGUCUGGUACAGACAGCAAUGGAUCGAUGAAUUUAUUGUGUGGAACCCAGAAGACUUUGAUGGUGUCACCCAGAUCUCAAUGCCAACCGCAAAUGUCUGGGUACCUGACAUUCUAAUCAAUGAGUUUGUAGAUGUGGGAAAGUCUCCAGACAUACCGUACGUGUACGUGAACUACAACGGCACUGUGCAAAACUACAAGCCCAUCCAGGUGGUGACCGCCUGCUCGCUCAACAUUUACAACUUUCCCUUCGACGUCCAGAACUGCAGCCUCACGUUCCAGAGCUGGCUUCACACGAUUAAUGACAUCAACAUCAAGCUAAUGCGCAGCCCGGAGGAAGUGAGGGUGGACAAGUCGGUGUUCAUGAAUCAGGGAGAAUGGGAGCUGCUGCAGGUCUUGUCCAAAUACAAGUCCUUCAGCGUGGACGAGAAAGACUACUACGCUGAGAUGAAGUUCAACGUGGUGAUUCGGCGCAGACCGUUGUUCUACACUGUCAAUCUACUGCUGCCCAGCAUAUUCCUGAUGGUGAUGGACAUAGUGGGUUUUUACCUGCCUCCUGACAGUGGGGAACGAGUAUCCUUCAAGAUCACUCUGCUUUUGGGCUACUCUGUCUUCCUCAUCAUAGUCUCUGACACGCUGCCAGCUACAGCCAUUGGCACACCUCUUAUUGGUGUGUACUUUGUGGUGUGUAUGGCCCUGCUGGUGAUCAGCCUUACAGAGACGGUGCUGAUCGUGAGAUUGGUGCAUAAACAGGACCUGCAGACACACGUGCCACAGUGGGUGAAGUAUCUGGUGCUGGAAAAGGCCACCAAGCUGCUUUGCAUCCGCAACAAGAAAUUCUGCUCCCUGUUAUCACAUGAUGCUGACCUGCCACGCUACACAGAGAACAACAUGAACACAGCAGUACGCUGUAAUCAUCACCACUGUGAGAGUUCCAGAGAGUUGGAGAGAGCACUGGGUAUGGGAAUGGGGCUGACCAUGCGGGACAGCACUCCUCCGGUCAUGGACAACAUCCUUCACGAGGUCUCCUCUAUCCGACAGUACUUGGAGAAAAGGCAGGCGUGCCGGGACAUCGCUAAAGAGUGGUUGCAGGUGGGCUACGUGCUGGACGUGCUGCUGUUCAGGGUCUACCUGCUAGCCAUGCUGGCGUACACCAUCACUCUGGGCACGCUCUGGUCCGUCUGGCAGUACGCCUGA